Closterium sp. NIES-67 is the source of this 6717-nucleotide messenger RNA. The record is from the annotation of a GenBank genome assembly. Lineage: Eukaryota; Viridiplantae; Streptophyta; Zygnematophyceae; Desmidiales; Closteriaceae.
GCUGCUGCACGAGGCCGGGCAGUAAGGCGAGCGUGCACAUCGGCGUCGGUCACCGUAGGGUUGUAGCAGCCGAGCAGCGAGAGAGGUCUGAUCUGCCAUAGCCUUGUCGCGACGCGUCAGAUGUUUCGGGCCCGUAUUCACCUAGAGUUCUAACCUAGCAUCCAGAAUCGGCCUUCUGGAUCCGUCGUAGAAAUUUCGCCGUCAUGGCGCUUGAAUAGUUUACCUUUUAAGGCGUUUAUUCUGUAAGUAUAUAUCAAGAGCUUCUUUCCCCUCGCCGAGCUGUGUGGCAAUAGCGCCAUUGGCGGUGGGGCGUGGCGCGAGCAUGUCGGAGUGGGCGCCUCUCCUCAACGGCCCCCCGGGCACCACAUCCUUCUGCGUCACCUUGGAGGACGCGUCGGGUCGCGAGGUGUCGCCAUGGCACGACGUGCCGUUGCAUUCCACGUCGGGCGGCUUCCACCUCGUCUGCACCACGCCCAAGGGAACUCAGUUAGACUGCCACGUGGCUGUUCAGGAAAGGCUCGCGCCGCUGCGCCAUCGCGUGCGAGCUGCCACUGCAGCAGCGGGUGGCGGGUGGCAGCUGGUGCACUUCACGGAGCCGGUCCCCUGGAAUUGCGGCGUGCUCCCGCAGACGUGGUCGGACGGCGCGCAGCGGUGCGCGGAGUUCGGGAACCUGCCGUUCGACGACAGCCCCAUCGAGAUGGUGGAGAUCGGCCGCCGCGUGCGCGCCGUGGGCGAGGUGUACUCUGUGGAGGCGCUCGCGGUGUUCGCGCUGGUGGACCCGCGCGGGCUGCGGGUGUCGUGGAAGGUGGUGGGGCUGGCGCUGGACGACGACAGCGGCGUGGUCGACGCGCAGAACGGCUCGCUGCACAUCCUGCUCGACUCCAUCCAGGAGUGGCUGCACUCCUGCCGCCACACCCGAGGCGAGCGCGGGCGCGUUUUGCGCCUGAAGGAGGGCGUGGCGGACAAGGACAAGGUGCUCGAGAUCGUCGCGCACGCGCACGCCGCGUGGCAGUUGCUGCGCGCGGAGCGGCAGGCGGCGCUGAACCCGCGGAUGUCGAUGCUGGGGCUGGACGACGGCGACCUCAGCGAGGAGGAGGAGCUGGCGCGCGCCACCACGGGCGGGGGCAUGCUGGCGGGCAACGUGGGGCUGGGGCCCCCCGUGCGCAUCUUCGGCGAGUCCUACGCGUCCGACAUCGGCGGACGCCGCACGAGCCGGUCGUCCGAGCGCGGCAAUGCGCGCAUGCUGGGCGCGCCGGUGUUCGGCAGCAGCUUGCUGACGGAGUCGUGGGACAGCGAGGAGGAGAAGAGCCACUCGCGCCAACAGUCGCUCGAGGACGACUGGGACGCGCCCGCCGAUACCAGGAAGCCGCCCGCGGACGGCAACUUAGGGGGAGGCGGAGGGGGAAUUUGGGGCGGGGCAGGGGGGUCGUGGCAGGAGCGGGAGAAGCUGAAGCGCACGGCGCACAGCUGGAAGGAGGGCCUCACCAGCGGCGCCGACGAGCGCGACGGGCUGAGGGGGCGCGUGGGGUCGGGCGACCUCAGCAUGUCGCCGCGCUCGCAGGCUGCGCAGGACGCGUACCAGCAGCAGCUGCAGCAGCAGCACGCGGAGGGCGACGACGAGCAGCAGCAGCACGGCAGCGCGCAUGGGCAUGGCCAGCAGCAGCAGGGGGGCGCCAGAGCCAAGGGCGGAUGGCGUCCCUUCGCGGGGGGAGGGGCGCAAGCGGACGAUUCCUCAGCAUCGCAGCGGCACGGGCGCUCCAAGUCGUUCAUCACAGGGGGGCCGGGGGGAGGCCAGGGGGGACCUCGCGGAAGCGGAGUGGUUGACAGCGCAGGGGCGGGGGCAGGGGCAGGGGCAGUAGUCGGGACUGGCUAUGCGCAAGGGUCGUCAGAAGGGGGGUUAGGCGGGCGGGGAACGGGUGAAGGUAACGUGGGAAUGAGCGCGGGCGCGCCUGGUGCGGGUCAGAACGGGCCUGGCUACCGUAACCGUCCCACGUGGUUGCCUGGCGGGCCCAAACUGCCUCUUUUGAAUCGCCCCGUGUCGUCGUCGGGUCGCCUGGGUCGCAGCCCAUCAGUGGGCUUUGCGCCCUCCGCCACCCCCAGGGCGGGCGACGCAGCGGCCGCCAGCACUGAUAUCGACGUCUUUGAUGCGCACUGCCGCUCCAGACCCGCGCCUUUCUCCCCCCUCACCCCCUCCGCUUCCCCCUCGCCCCUCGCCAAUGGCAUUUCCGCCUCCAGCCUUCCGCCCCUGAGCCCCGCUCUUGGCUCCUCCCUGGGCGCGCGGGAGCUCUCGCGCACGCCCUCCGCGGACAGCCGCCACCUGCAGGCCACCGCGCUCAGCCCGCUCGGCAGCCCCACAGCUAUGGGCGCAGGCCUGGGCGCUCGGGGGCGGGGUGCGCUAGGGGCUGGGCGGGCUCCCGUUUCCCCGUCCUUGGUGGACAGCCCCCCCGCCAUCACCGGUAGCCCCCUGGCCUCCCCGCGCGCGCCCCCACUCUCGGGGCCUCUCCCCCUCCACCGUGACCUCUCCGCCCCCUCCGACCUACUCUCCAGCCCCGCAAGCUCACAGGGCGCCAGCUGGCCCCCGCCUGUUCCGCGCGCAGAUAAGGGCGGCAGCUCAGCACAGCCUGAGCGGGAUGCCUCCGCGGGCAGCAAAGCGGCUCCGCAGAUGCGCGCGCUCUCCCCACUGAAAGACCACGGAGCCCUGGCCCCCGGGACUGCAGCUGUCGAUGGCACAGGCGGAACGGGCGCGGCCCCCCCGAGAACAGGCGGAUCAGUGCGGGGAAAAAGCUCCCUGCGCUGGCGGCGGCCGGGCACUGCGCCCUCUGGGGUCGAGAAAGAGGCGCAGCUGCAGGCGGGGGGAAGGGGAGGGGGAGCACGGCUCAGAAGCGGGGAGAUGGAGAGCAGCGGGGAAGGUGGGGGGCGUGGCAGUGGGGACGAGGAGGGGGGGCGGAUAGGAGGGGAGGAAUGGGAGGGUGAAGCGAGUGAAGGGGGGGUUAGAAGGGCGGCGGGCAGUGGCGGCAGGUUGAGUGAAGAGGGAGUGGUGUUGGGCUGGGCAGGGGCAGCAGCGGGCGAAGCGGGUGCAGGAGUGGAGGAGGGGAGGGAGGGCGCGGCAGGGGGGCAGCAAAGGGUGGAGCGGCUAUUGAUUCUGCACAGCGGCGCGGGGCAUGCGUCGGAGCCGCCCUCGCCCUCUGCUGCCUCGCCUACGCCUGCUACCCCUCCUGCUGCUCCCGCCCCUGCUACUGACGUGGCCGACGCGGCUCACUGUGACGGCGCAGCAGCAGCAGCGGGGUGGGGCGGGGACGGCAACGAGGAGGCAGGAGGGGACGCGGCAUCAGGGGGCGCGGGAGGUGGAGGCGGCGGUGCUAGGCGGACUAGAUGGCGCAAGAUUGAAGUGGCGCGCCGUCCGCCCAUCCCCAUGCGGGGCGGGCAGGAACAGGGGCAGGAACAGGGGCAGGGGCAGGGGCAGGGGCAGGGGCAGGGGCAGGGGCAGGGGCAGGGGCAGGGGCGGUCACCCUCACCAACACAGCCAGCAAAGGCGCUGGAGCAGGGACAGGCGCAUGGGCAGAUACAAGGACAGGCGCAGGCGCAGGGGCAGGGGCAGGGGCAGGGGCAGGUGCAGGUGCAGGGGCAGGCGCAGGGGCAGGGGCAGGCGCAGGGGCAGGGGCAGGGGCAGGGGCAGGGGCAAGGGCAGGCGAGGGCGCUGUCGCCUCUGCGAAUUGCGGAGUGUGUGGGGAGGGAGGAGGGCGAGCGACGGGUGAGGGAUGCGGAGAGCCUGAUAGUGCGGGCGAGUGAGAAGCGCACCGCGGGGGGCGACGCCGCCAUUCCGCGCACUGUGUCCUCCAGCCCGCGGGGCGUGCACGCCAGGGCAGGGGGGAGGCAUGGGGGCAAAUGGAAAGACCGGGGGGGAGAGGCUGGGGCAGGGGCGCAAGCAGGGGGGGGGCGUGCAGUGUACACGGGCAGCCUGCGCACGCGGUCGGACAUGACGGGCCUGGUGGGGGAGUUCGACCCGCUGGAGGGCGACCAGAGCCGGGGGGGGAAGCAGGCACAGGGGAAGCAGGGGGGAGCAAAUGACGAGAGCAGGGCGGUGGUUGUGGGCGAGAGAGGGAGGGGGGACGGGGCUGCGGGGGACAGAGGGACGCAGAGAAGCAGCGAGGCGGAGAGGGGGAGGGAGGAGAGGAGCAGGGCGGAGGCGAGAUGGCAUCACAUGUCAUGGCAGGCAGAGGCCGGCAGCAGAGACGAGUGGAGUGGCGACACGGGCGCGCGGGGCAGGGCGGAUGGGGCGGACGCAGUGAGGGAGUGGAAGGAAAGGGAGGAAGCAGCAUUGCAAGUGGAAGAGGAGGAGGGGGUAGGGGACGAGGAGGAGGAAGAGGAUGCAGGAGGGGAUGCGGAGUACCACUCAAGUCGAGCUCAGUACCUCUACCGCCAGCAGCCACAGCAGUUGCUGCAACAGCCGCAACAGCAGCAGCAGCAGCAGCGGCGGCGGCAGCAAGGGCAGCAAUGCAAGGAGAGCAGCAGCAAGGGCACAUGGGAUGGAAGGGCGGAGGGUCAAGUGCGGCAAGGGGGCGACUGCAGGGCAGGGCAGCAGGCGUUCGCUCUGAGGGGGCCUGCACAGGGCGGUGCGGAACGCAGAGAGGCCCAGUGGGAUGUGCGCGGCCCGCACACGGCACCGCAGCCCAUGCAUGACACAUGGCGCCUGCGACACACAGAGGCAUACGAGGACGAGGACGAUGAGGAGGAAGAGGAGGAGGAGGAAGAGGAGGAGGAGGAGGAGGAGGAGGAGGAGGAGGAGGAGGAGGAGGAGGAGGAGGAGGAGGAGGAGGAGGAGGAGGAGGAGGAGGAGGAGGAGGAGGAGGAAUACGAGUAUGAAGGGAGAGGGGAGAGGGUGGGCAAAGAGGGAGGGGGAGGGCAUGAGGAGGAGGAGCAGGGGGGGCGACAUGGGUGGCAGCAUGGCGAGGGCGGGGGCAGUGGCUGGGAGGGGCGGGGCAGCACCCAGGGGUCGAGGGGGGAGGUCGAGUGUGUUUCGGACACACGGGGAGGGCGCAGCAGCAGCAGCAGCGAUGGCCACAGGGGCGGGAGUAGGCGAGAAGGGGUUUUUUCAAGUGAGGAGGAGUAUAGCAGCGGAGAGGGAGGGGGUGGGUCGAGAUUGUGGCAGCAGCAGCAGCAGAUGCGGCAGGAUGUGAGAGGGCGAGGUGAGGGGCGAGUGGGGGGCAGUCCAAGCAGGCCGCCGCGCAGCGGCACAUGGGACGAUGGGGACUUUGACAGGGUGGCGCGCUUCCCCAAGGCCAGCAAGUUUGACUCGCCGGGCAGACGCGGGGCGGGUGAUGUGGUGGCGGGGCGCGGUGGCAGGGCGGUGCAGGAGCAGAGGGAUGCGCGCAGGGAGGCGCCCAGCGCCAGGGAGGACAGCUGCCGCAGCAGCAGUGCUCGAGGGGACACCGGGCGGGGUGAGAACAGGGGGAGGCGAGGGGACAGCCGAGGAGGGCCUAGGCAGGGCGAGGAUGGGUGGGUGCCGCAUGCGGUGAUGACGCGCAGUGCCACGGUGGCCGCAGUCCAAUCCAUCGUUAGCAGCGGGGGGGGAGCAGCGCGUGGCGUCGUUGGUGGUGGGGUUGGGGGUGGAGGCGUUCGUGGUGGGAGUGGUGGCAGGGGGUACGGCUCAAAUGGUGGCAGGAUGGCAGCAGGGCAGGUGGAGCAGGGCAGCAGGCAAGGUGAGGAGAGGGCACAGGGGUAUGCUACGGUGCAGGGGCGGGGAGGGGUGCAGGUGAAGGGGGGCCGAGGGGCAGGGAUGGGAGAGGGUGUGCGGCAUGGGAGCUAUGGGCCAAGGCAGAGGGCGGCGCCUCCCAGGGAGGGUGCUGCUGCUGGCAGAGUGUGAAGUGGGCGGGUGAGUGCAUGUUAGGGACGGCACGGCACGCCCUCGUGUGGUCCCACCAACGGUGAUUCGAGUGCUCUCUCAUGUGUCACUACUGCGCCAUGCCCAACCGUGUGUCUCUGCCACUGUGGCGUGGGCCGUGCUUGCCACAAUGGGCAAGGCAACAGCUGCUCUCUGCACCCUACACCACCACGCUUCAUGGGGAGUCAGCCAAGCCUGCAUGCGUGCAUGCACCUGCAUUCCCAGCACGGUGUGCCUCUCAGCUGUUUCUGUAGCCUCUCAACCCUGCCAUCUCCUCAGGCUCCAAGCUAUCCUCCAGCCUCAACCUGUGUCUCCCACUGUCUCCCGCUCUAACACACAUCCAACCAACCACAGCGCCCUCGCGUGCCUGCCUCACCCCUCACUCUAGCGCCGCCGCCACGCACUGUCAAGGACAGUCUCUUGUGGCCGACUGUUGUGGCAGUGCCCACCAUGCCUAACUCACACCACCUACUCUGCAACACGCACUGCCCUGCUCACCUCCCUGUGUCCUGGGCACCUCUCUGCGCUCGGCAGCAGGCAGUGGUGACACCGCAACCAGUCUCGCGGCACAUAUCUCUCUGCUCCCCAUCCUCUUGCAGCUCUCUCCAGCUCUUUGGUCGACAUGGCUUUAUUUAUGAAUUGGGGGAGUCCCACCCCAGUGCAAUUCUGCUGAUGAGCAUUCACGCCAGGGUUAUCAGCUUCUGUAGAAUUGGUGUAGCCCUCGUUGGUGCAUAUGAAGGCUUCCAUGCUUCAUGUUCUGUAGCAAAUGAUUGCUGAACUAGUGUUCCACAGGUUUCUAUUCUCAGCAGCCUGUAGCAGGCCGAUUAUGGCAAGGU